Molecule: messenger RNA, 1944 nt
Organism: Drosophila mauritiana
Lineage: Eukaryota; Metazoa; Arthropoda; Insecta; Diptera; Drosophilidae
Gene: Ugt305A1
Product: UDP-glucuronosyltransferase 3A1
Exons: 4
Coding region: 145-1896 (583 amino acids)
Molecular function (GO): UDP-glycosyltransferase activity
Source: RefSeq, a predicted model, not a curated record
CCCAUAAUUCCACUGAUAUCGAGGGAAAACAAAUCCGAUUGAAACCUUAUCGGCUCGACAAACACAUUAACCGGUCAAUCUUAUCGGGUGAUGCCACCCAAACAACCCACAAAGGUGACUCAGUAGUGAAAAGUAAUUGGAGCAAUGAGGGCCUUGUUUCUACUCCCGGUGUUCAUGCUUUUGGGCAGGUUUUGCUCCCUGGAGGCGGCAAAUAUCCUGUGCUUGGUGAGCACGGCCAAGCACAACAAUCCCGGCUGGUCGAAGCCCCUUUUCGACGCCCUCUUGGCCAAUGGUCAUAGCCUACUGGUCAUCAGUACAGCCCCCAAUCCGGAGCCAAAGAAGCAAGUGGACGGUCUAGUGUACUUCCAUUUUCCCAACGAAUACGAUGUGAUGAAGAGGCACUUCCUCCUUGAGGAACCGCGCGAGUACAUGAAUAUGGUGACCCUCAAUCAGCUGCUGGUGUGGUACGAGGUCCUCUUGGGCAGCUGCCGUGCUCUCCUCAACUCGGAUACCAUGAGCAGCAAGAUGCCGGAGCUGCGCGCCCAACUGUGCAUGGAAUAUGAUCUGAUCAUUACGGAUGUCACCCAAGGCAUUGAGUGCUUCAUGGAUUUGGUGUCCGGCUGGCGUUCUAAGCCAGUUCUUGGCUUGAGUGCUGGUAAGCUCACGCCGGACCUUAUGUCCCUACUCCGAGCGGAAAACACCAUAAAUGCGGCCCGGAUUCCACACUAUAUUAGCCCAGUUCCCAAGAAUAUGGGCUUCUUGAACAGACUUCACAACCAUAUCAUGUACUAUGCAGAGCCACUGAUUCACUUAGUGGUCACUCGUCCUGUUCUUAGUCAACUAAUGAAGGCGGAAAAUGGUUUCCCCUAUCUACAAUUAGUGCUCCUAAAUACCCAUCCAACCUUGGAUUAUGUUCAGAACCUUCCGCCCGGAGUCAUUGAAGUGGGUGGUCUCCACAUCAAGAAGCAGAACAGUCCUCUGCCCGGGUAUAUACAAGAAUUCACGGAGAAGUUCAUCGACGGCAUCGUGUACAUCAAUAUGCCCUAUAUUGAGUAUAUGAAUGGCCAGGGAUUGAAGGCUAUGUAUACGAUGAUUCAUGACAAUCCCAGUGUUGCCUUUAUAUGGAAUGUGGAGCAACUAGAGCAGUUGCCCGCCAAGAAACCAAAUCUGUUGACGCUCCAUGUGAAUCAAUCAUUACAGCAAGACAUCCUGGCUAUGCGGUACGUCAAGGGAUUCCUGAAUCAUGGAGAUAGCUUCAGUCUUCAGGAGGCGAUUCACUAUGGAGUGCCCGUCGUCGUGCUUCCCCUUAAACUAGAGGAAUUUAAUAAUGCCCAACGUGUAAUGGAACGCAACUUGGGAGUGAUGCUUCAGGCCAAGAAAUUUAACCAAAGCUCCCUGUCGGAUGCCCUCACGCGAAUCCUGGAUGAGGAACGUUUCACAAGUGCCCUCUACCAGGCCCAGUUGAAGUUCCGGACCCGUCCACAAUCCGCCCUGGAACUGGCUGUAUGGCAUGUGGAACAACUUAUCGCCGAACCACGACUAUUUAAACAUUUCGCACAAACUGAGGCGUUAGCCCAAAAUUUCUGCGUGGCCAAUUCCCUAGAUGUCCUGACCGUGCCUCUCAUUGUUCUCCUGGCUGCGGUGGUAUCUUUGGCCAACUUGGUCUACGUCUUAUACACUGGAGGAUCCAAAGGUCAACGUUCUUUCGAAAAAACAGUACCCAAAAAACCUAAGAAGUCAAAAAAGAGCUCCAAGACUGAUAAGGUACCCAUGAAUGUAACACUCAAACUAGAAACCACCGAAUUAAUGGAAGAUCUAAAUGAUGAGAUUCUCGAGGGGGAGGAGCAACUGCUCAAAGGGGAAGAAAAGCCCCUCGAGGAAAAGAAAGAAGACUAAAUGUUUGCUCAUGUACCAAAAAAGACUGCGAAUAAAUAAUUGUAACGA